Messenger RNA from Apodemus sylvaticus (European woodmouse), 1617 nucleotides. RefSeq names its product zinc finger and SCAN domain containing protein 4C-like. Gene Ontology annotation, biological process: regulation of transcription by RNA polymerase II. Lineage: Eukaryota; Metazoa; Chordata; Mammalia; Rodentia; Muridae. The coding region runs from base 1 to 1617 and encodes 538 amino acids. Gene Ontology annotation, molecular function: DNA-binding transcription factor activity, RNA polymerase II-specific; RNA polymerase II cis-regulatory region sequence-specific DNA binding. The transcript has 3 exons. The record is from RefSeq and is a predicted model, not a curated record.
AUGUCCCAUAAACAUUAUUCUCUCCAUCCAAAUUUUCUGACCAUUUUUACAACAAUAGCUACUCAGUUUAGAGGAUUGUUUCAGCACGGGACAUCAGCACAGGACCUUCAGACAGACAAUUUAGAGUUUAUUCCAACUCAUAGUUCUGGUGUGCAGUGGGCUGAAGACAUCUCUAACUCACCAAGUGCUCCACUCAACGUUUCCCCAAACAACAAUCACUGCUGGGUAAAGCAGGAGCUACAUUGUCUCUGGAUGAUGUUUACCUCAUGGUUGCAGCCAGAAAAGCAGAGCAAGAAGCAGAUGAUUUCUCAACUGGUCUUGAAGCAGUUUCUCCUCACUGAGCUCUACAAGGAUGAGUUUGCUUUGACAGAGAAGUGGAAAUCCAGUGGCAGAGACAUGAGAAGAUUCAUGGAGAGUCUGACUGAUGAGUGCUUGAAACCUCCUGUCAUGGUCCAUGUCUCCAUGCAAGGAAAGGAAGGCCUCUUUUCUGAAAACAUGCCAUUAAAAGAAGUCAUCAAGCUUUUAAAACAGCAGCAAUCAGCAACAAGGCCAACACCAAAGAAUGCAAGGAUGCCAGUUGACAACACAAGAUAUAUUGUUGACCAGAGGUUAGUAGAUUGUCUUCUCUCCAAAGGACAAGAAAACAGUGAAAAUGAAUGUGAUUCUUCUUGGAAUUUUCCUGAAGUAAACACUGGUGAUAACUGUACUGGAAAUGAGAUGAACUCCCUUCUUAUUAUCCAGAAAGAACAGGACCCUGAGCAGGAAGAGAGAUGUGUGUUUUUACAAUUCUCUCAGGGUACAGGAAGAGCAAGUCAAGGCAACUCCAGUCAUCAUGUAAAGUUCCUGGGUGCUCCUACUACUGUUGAUGUCUCCAUGGAGCCAGAAUCAAUAGAUUUAUUCAGAACAGCCAACUCUGUAGACAGGAAAGAUUGGAAUAAUUCUUCCAGUAAUGCUAGUCAAGAAAAUAAUGGCAAUAAUAUUCCCAGGAACAAGAUGGACUCCUUUUUCAGUAACCAAAGAGUUUAUCCUUCUGAGCCUGAUAUAGGAGAUGCUUCUUGUGAGGUAAUUCAGGAUUAUACAAGAACAAAUCAAGGAAACUCCACAUGGCUGCAAGAAUCACUUGGAGAAUCUUUUCCUGAAGAAGAUCCUAGGGACUUACCUGGGUUCCUCUCCAGACCAGUGCCUCCUACCUCAGAGCCUGCCCUUUCUCAGAAUCAUGAGGCAAACUUAACAUGUGAAAGUCAUCAAGAAAGAUACUAUGGGGAUCCCAAACCCUACACGUGUGAACAAUGUCCUAGGAGGUUCAAAUAUGCCUGUCAUCUUUCAUCCUACUUGAGAACUCACCUGAAUAAGAGGGCAUUAUCCUCUGACACCCGUGGAAAAAUAUUCAAAGGAGUCUCUGACCUCCAAAUUCAUGAGAUCAUACACAUGCCAGAGAAGCCUUUCAUAUUCAGCACAUGCAAAAGGUCCUUCAGCCACAAGAUGAACCUGAAGGCUCAUGAGAGGAUUCACACAGGAGAAAAGCCUUAUGCCUGUUCCCUAUGUACCCUUAGCUUCCGCCAAUCAUCCACUUACCACCACAUGAGGAAUUACCACAAAUCUGACUUAACUAUAUAA